UGGUUGCCAAUCACCUGCCACCAUCGCCAUUUUCCUUCUCUUUUUCCGACAAGCCAUACUUGAGUAUUUGUGCCGACUUUUAAAGGCCCAGUUCAUUCCAGUUGGGUUUAUCGACGGAUUUUUCAACUAAAGCAGUGAAACUGAGGAAAAAUGUCAUCAGGUGGAACAUUACAGAAAGCCAUUGACAUAGUUACCAAGGCGACAGAGGAAGACAAGAACGGCAAUUACGAGGAAGCUCUUAAGCUGUAUACACAUGGCGUAGAGUAUUUCAUCCACGCCAAUAAAUAUGAGGCCCAUGGAGAGAGAGCAAAGCAGAGCAUCCGUGACAAGUGCACCCAGUAUCUGGAGAGAGCGGAGCAACUCAAGAAUUACAUCGACAAGAAGAGCUACAAGAAGAAGCCGGUCAAGUCGAAGGAAGGAGGCAGCAAUUCGUCCAAGAAGGGGAAAGGUAACAAUAGUGACAGUGACAGCGAUGACAACCCCGAAACCAAGAAGAUGCAGGCCCAACUACAAAGUGCAAUUGUAAUGGAAAAACCCAACAUCAAGUGGAAUGAUGUGGCUGGUCUGGAAGGAGCCAAAGAUGCCCUGAAGGAAGCCGUCAUCCUGCCCAUUAAAUUCCCUCAUCUCUUCACCGGCAAGAGACAAGCCUGGAGGGGCAUUCUUCUCUAUGGGCCCCCUGGCACAGGUAAAUCCUACCUUGCCAAAGCCGUGGCUACAGAGGCCAACAACUCAACCUUCUUAUCUGUGUCCUCUUCUGAUCUAGUCUCCAAGUGGCUGGGAGAAAGCGAGAAGCUAGUGAAGACUCUCUUCUCCCUAGCAAGGGAAAACAAGCCCUCCAUUAUCUUCAUUGAUGAGGUGGACUCACUGUGUGGCUCAAGAAGUGAGAAUGAGAGUGAGUCGGCGAGACGGAUCAAGACUGAGUUCCUGGUCAACAUGCAAGGUGUGGGUGUUGAUAAUGACCAGGUCCUAGUGCUCGGGGCCACCAACAUCCCAUGGACCUUGGAUGCUGCCAUCCGAAGAAGAUUUGAGAGAAGGAUCUAUAUCCCUCUGCCGGAGGAGACGGCCCGCAUGACCAUGUUCAAGCUGCACAUGGGCAAGACGCCAUCUGAUCUGACCGACAGUGACUACAAGUACCUGGCCUCGCUGAGCCAAGGCUACUCCGGGGCGGACAUCAGCAUUGUCGUCCGGAAUGCCCUGAUGGAACCUGUGCGCAAGGUCCAGACGGCUACCCACUUCAUGAAGAUUUCAGGUCCUUCACCAACAGACCCAAAUGUGAUGGUUCAUGACCUUUUGACCCCCUGCUCCCCGGGUCACCCACAAGCCAUUGAGAUGACAUGGUUGGACGUCCCCAGUGAGAAGCUGGCUGAACCCAAAAUCACUGUGAAAGACAUGCAGGUGUCGCUGGAGCACAUCAAGCCAUCCGUCAACGAAGAUGACCUGAGCAAACACGUCAAGUUCACAGAGGAAUUUGGCCAGGAGGGUUGACCACAGAAUUUAUUGGCAUCGAUCAAAACUGUCAGAUGUAACGUGUUGGAAAGGAGGUUUUUGUAAAUACUGUAAAUGCUCAGUACAGACAACAAGAGAACUCCAAAACUGAAAGGUUUGAUGUAACAAAUGUAACCGCUUGUUCUCUAUUGGUAAUUUGUAUCUUUAAAACCCACCAUGUUCUCAACAAAUUGUGCUUAAGAUGGAAUUUUUCUUGGUAUGAUGUAAACAUGCAGCGUAAGUUCCGUGGUGAUUUGGCCACCCUAGGUAACAUUUGGAAGGUUGUUUUUACCAGCUGUCUGGACACAAAAUACAGCUUUUGUUCUCUCAGUAGAAUUCAACCAUCUGUCUGAGUGCAUCUCCAUUGCCACAGAAGUUUGUACGAUCACCAGUGCCAGUGUUAUUUCUUGCCUUCACUGUGCAUUUCCCUUGCAGUGCUUCUCGACACUAUACAGUGAAGCUACUGUCUGCAUUUUAUCUAUAUCCGUUGGCCAGGGUCCAAUUUUCACAGAGCUGCUUAACAGAUAGCAGACAAAUCAUGCUUACUAGAGCAGAAAAAUUUGCCAACCUUAAGCACUAUUUCAAGGUGGUGCUUGCCGUAGUUGUGCUGACAGUUGCAUGCGUGUAGAGAUUUCUAUUGUUUUAUCACGACGUUAACCACUUCCUGCCGGGGACUGCAGAAUCAGAGACGUAUGGCUAAUAUG
This is a messenger RNA of Acanthaster planci (crown-of-thorns starfish), 2189 nucleotides long. Its product is annotated as vacuolar protein sorting-associated protein 4-like. Gene Ontology annotation, biological process: vacuole organization; endosomal transport. The record is from RefSeq and is a predicted model, not a curated record. Lineage: Eukaryota; Metazoa; Echinodermata; Asteroidea; Valvatida; Acanthasteridae. Gene Ontology annotation, molecular function: ATP hydrolysis activity; ATP binding.